AUGUCGCCAAAUUCACUUUUUCAAUCACUUCAGCUUUUUCACAAGCUAUCGAUCAGUCUGAUUCUUUUUCUUCAUCAUUUCUCUUGUUUCCUAACGGACCUUCAAUCUUCUAAAAUGACAUUUCCUAUUGUCGGAGACAAUGUUCGAAACUACGAAAUCAUCAGCGUUCUUGGAGGUGGAGCAUUUGGUACUGUUUAUUCUUGUGUUGAUGUCGAUGAUCGUCUCAAUCAGCUUGCCAUCAAAGCUAUGGAUCUGAGCACCGUGACGCGCGAAAAUUCGUACAAGCUUGAACUUAUGGUGCUUCAAAGAGUGGAGACUUUGAGCGAAGUUGAACAGACUCGGUUCAGCAAGCUGAUCGGGAAUUUUAUUCAAGAUAGUUCCCUCGGUUUUUUCGUAAUGCACAAAGAGGGGGAGUGUGUUGACGAAGUGUGGAUGCGAAACAAGUCUGGAAGGUUCUCGGCAUCUAAUGUUUUGAAAAUCGUUCAUUGUAUGGCACAUGGACUUCGCUCCCUUCACAAAAUCGGGUUCAUUCAUCGAGAUUGCCACGCAGGAAACAUUUUGUUCGCGAGUAGAUUGACUCCGACUGCUCCAGUGAAAAUUGUCGACUUUGGGAUUGGACGGCGUUUUGCCAAUCGUCGUGGUCAUCCCAUUCCAAGUCCUUCUCGUGAUAUUGAUUUUCUUGGCUGCGAGCAUUGUUCGGUUAAUGUGCACGUCGGAGGAAUUCCUGGACCAAAGGAUGAUUUUCUGAGCAUGGUUCUAUUGGCAAUUCGAAUGAGUGGAAUUCACGCGAUCUCGUAUGAAAACUCGGAAACUAACUUGUGCCAGAAAAAAAGCUUUGAGAGUAAUCCGGCUCAAUUCCUCAUGCGUUGCCCAUGGCUCGUGCCAGUCUCUGUUGCAAUUAUCAAGAACGAUCCAAACCGUUUCAAUUAUGAUUGUGUCAUUCAUGCCAUUGAGAAUGCAUCCCUUUUCAAUCCUUCUGAGGUCAUUGGCCACUGUUACGAGAAUGGAUUGUUGCGUGUGUUUUAG
Messenger RNA from Caenorhabditis elegans, 1026 nucleotides. It is a transcript of the gene C44C10.7, whose product is annotated as Protein kinase domain-containing protein. Lineage: Eukaryota; Metazoa; Nematoda; Chromadorea; Rhabditida; Rhabditidae. The coding region runs from base 1 to 1026 and encodes 341 amino acids. The transcript is spliced from 5 exons. The record is from RefSeq and is marked reviewed. Gene Ontology annotation, molecular function: ATP binding; nucleotide binding.